UUCAGCUUGACUAGGUGCUAAGUUGUAGCGCAGGUGUUCUGUGAUUGGAAUUAUCUGUCUCAUGGCGAGAAUUAUAGAACAGUUCUGGAUGGUUCUUGUGUUAAUAGAACUUAAAGCGGCUGCAAAGUGGCAGUAGAAUAUUUUGAAAUUUGGAGAGGGUGGUAGAUGGAGCAUAUUGGAUACAAGUUAUGUGGACGUGUAACAGGCUAAGAUUUUACAGGUAACAACCAAGAAUAUCUUUGACAGUUACAAGAGAAAAGGAGCUAUCCAUGGUGGAUAAAAUGACAAAAAGUUUUCUUUACUUUGCAUAUGGAAGUAACUUAUUGGCUCAGAGAAUCCAUAUAAAUAACCCAUCAGCAGUACGCAAGGAAAUUGGGAAACUAGAGGAUUAUAGACUAGACUUUGGUGGACCAUACUCAAACAGUUGGGGUGGCUGCCCUGCAACAGUGGUACCACAUGGAGGAAAACAUGUAUGGGGUGCAAUAUGGGAAAUAAACAAUUCAGAUAUACUGUAUCUUGAUCAACAAGAAGGUGUGCAUAAGAACAUCUACUUCCCCAUAGAAGUAUGUAUAGAGACACUGAGUGGUGGUAAGAUUAAUUGUCGAAGCUAUCAACUCUGUGCAACACCCAAAGCCCUCGGAGAUGGAGAGAUACUACCCAAAGAACGGCAACCAUCUCAGAUCUACUUGGAGGUCAUAAUUAAAGGAGCAAUAGAAUCUGCCUUGCCUUCAACAUAUAUAGAAGAACUUAAACGCAUUCCAAAUAACGGUAACAAGGGGACAAUGGAAACCCCUAUCAGCUUUCCCUGUAAAUUUAGUUAGUUACAUAUAUAGAUUGUUUUACCAGAUCAUAUUAAUGUGAUACGUUAUUGUAAUAUUGUCUGGUGUAUAUAUUCAGUUAUUUUCAUAAAUUUAUGUGGCUUUUUA
This is a messenger RNA of Cryptotermes secundus, 926 nucleotides long. RefSeq names its product gamma-glutamylcyclotransferase. Bases 270 to 821 code for a protein of 183 amino acids. Gene Ontology annotation, molecular function: gamma-glutamylcyclotransferase activity. Lineage: Eukaryota; Metazoa; Arthropoda; Insecta; Blattodea; Kalotermitidae. The record is from RefSeq and is a predicted model, not a curated record. The transcript is spliced from 4 exons.